Molecule: messenger RNA, 842 nt
Organism: Elephantulus edwardii (Cape elephant shrew)
Lineage: Eukaryota; Metazoa; Chordata; Mammalia; Macroscelidea; Macroscelididae
Product: carbonyl reductase [NADPH] 1-like
Exons: 3
Coding region: 9-842 (277 amino acids)
Molecular function (GO): carbonyl reductase (NADPH) activity
Source: RefSeq, a predicted model, not a curated record
UCCCGGCCAUGUCGUCCUCCACCCGCGUGGCCCUGGUGACUGGGGGCAACAAGGGCAUCGGCUUCGCCAUCGUGCGUGAGCUGUGCCGCCAGUUCUCGGGGGACGUGGUGCUCACGGCGCGGGAUGUGACACGGGGCCAGACAGCGGUGCAGCAGCUGCAGGCGGAGGGCCUGAACCCGCGCUUCCACCAGCUGGAUAUCGACGACCUGCAGAGCAUCCGCGCCCUGCGCGACUUCCUGCGCCGCGAGUAUGGGGGCUUAGACGUGCUGGUCAACAACGCGGGCAUCGCCUUCAAGAAUGCUGAUCCUACACCGUUUGAUAUUCAAGCAGAGGUGACUUUGAAAACAAACUUUUUUAGUACCCGAAAUGCCUGCACAGAAUUACUGCCUCUGAUAAAACCCCAAGGCAGAGUGGUGAAUGUAUCAAGCAUGGUGAGCUUCUCUGCCCUUAAGUCCUGUAGCCCAGAGCUGCAGCAGAAGUUCCGCAGUGACACCAUCACAGAGGAGGAGCUGGUGGCGCUCAUGAACAAGUUUGUGGAAGAUACAAAGAAGGGAGUGCACCAGAAGGAGGGCUGGCCCAAUACUGCGUAUGGCGUGUCCAAGAUCGGGGUCACUGUCCUGUCCAGGAUCCAAGCCAGGAAUCUGAGUGCACAGAGGGAAGGUGACAAGAUACUCCUGAAUGCCUGCUGCCCAGGCUGGGUGAGAACCGACAUGGCAGGGCCAAAUGCCACCAAAAGCCCAGAAGAAGGAGCGGAGACCCCCGUGUACUUGGCCCUUUUGCCCCCAGAUGCUGAGGGUCCUCACGGACAGUUUGUUAGUGAGAAAAAGAUUAAGCAGUGGUGA